Messenger RNA from Closterium sp. NIES-67, 658 nucleotides. Lineage: Eukaryota; Viridiplantae; Streptophyta; Zygnematophyceae; Desmidiales; Closteriaceae. The record is from the annotation of a GenBank genome assembly.
GAUGUGUUUGGUUCGGUUGGCGAAGCCGUCCUUGUUCGCGAUUUUGAUCGCAGAUUGGUUGUCGCAGAGGAGUGAGAAGACGGGCAGGGUCGCAAUCUUCGCUUCCUCUAGCAACUCUCGUAGGUAGAGUCCUUCCUUGGUCGCAGUACAGAGGGCGAUAUAUUCUGCUUCAGCCGAAGAUAAGUCGAGGGCUCGCGCGGAGAUGGCGGCGGCGGAUGCUGGACGGAGACCCAUAGGCCGAGUAUCUGCAGUCCUGUUGGUGUGUGUCGAGGGGAAUUUUCAUUCCCGGAAUAGGCUGCUUCGUCACCGUCUUCUGGAUCAGGUUUUCGUUAUUGGCGACGGUGAUGAUGACGUCGCGGGUGAGGCGUCGCUCUCGUUGCACGAAGCGUCCGGAAGAACACAUGUGUUGACCACAGCAGCUGUCCAAGAACCAGGUGUUUCGCCCGGUGGGUUCGGCGUUGGCGACCGCAGCCGUGAAGCUCGGCGCAGAGGUGCAUCUCCGAUAUCCUUCCGUGGGCGCGAAGAAGCGAGCGUGUGGUUCUCCAUUCUGGCCCGAGCCCGGCGAGGACAAGCGUCACGAAGCUUUCUUCAGUGAUUGUUCCUCCGCACCGAAGCAGGCGGUCGCGGAGGGUCUGGCAGCGACUCAUAUACUGCAUCG